CUCCGACAAGACUCAAUGCAAAUCACGAACCAAACAUUUGACUUUGACUGAGUAGUUGAAUGCGUUCUUUCGCUUUGCUGUGUCAGUCUUGCAAAGAUGUUGCGAUCUUCCUUCCAAAGAAUUCAAAGGCUUGGCCUAACGGCCCGCUACCAGUCGACUGCCCUUGAAGCUGAUGUUUGCGUCGUCGGUAGUGGUCCUGGCGGAUAUGUGGCAGCAAUCAAGGCUGCCCAACUCGGCAUGAAGACGGUAUGCGUGGAGAAGGAAUCUACCUUGGGCGGCACUUGCCUGAACGUGGGAUGCAUUCCCAGCAAGGCUCUGCUGAACAACUCUCACUUCUACCACAUGGCACACAGUGGCGAUUUGGCGAGCCGUGGUGUUGACGUCGAGGGUCUCAGCCUGAAUCUACCCAAGAUGAUGGCAGCCAAGUCCACUGCUGUGAAGCAGCUGACUGGUGGAAUCGCUCACCUGUUCAAGCAGAACGGUGUAACGCAUGUGAAGGGUUUUGGCAGCGUCUCUGGUCCCAAUGAAGUGUCUGUAGACCUGAGUGAUGGUAGUGGCCAGCAGAAGGUUUCAGCUAAAAAUAUUCUUAUUGCCACCGGGUCAGAAGUUACCCCGUUUCCUGGCAUUGAAAUCGAUGAGAAGACUAUCGUCUCAUCGACUGGUGCCCUCUCCCUUACAGAAGUGCCCAAGAAAAUGGUGGUCAUCGGUGCUGGUGUUAUCGGCUUGGAGUUGGGCUCCGUAUGGCAGCGUUUGGGAGCUGAAGUCACUGCUGUUGAGUUCCUCGGCAACGUAGGUGGCCAGGGUAUUGAUAUGGAUGUUGCCAAGAACUUCCAGCGUAUUCUGAAGAAGCAGGGUAUGAAGUUCCACAUGAACACAAAGGUGACUGGCGCUACCAAGACUGACGGGGGCAUCUCCGUUCAGAUUGAGACGGUCAAGGGUGGCAAAACGGAAACACUGGACUGUGAUGUGCUGUUGGUGUGUGUUGGACGACGGCCAUUCACCCAAAACCUAGGGCUGGAGAACGUUGGCAUCACACUUGACAGCCGAGGCCGCAUCCCAACCAACUCUCGCUUCCAGACGUCGUGUCCGUCCGUCUACGCCAUUGGCGAUGUCAUCGAAGGUCCUAUGCUGGCGCACAAAGCUGAAGAUGAAGGUAUUAUCGCCGUGGAAGGACUGCAGGGUGGUGAGCCACAUAUCGAUUACAAUUGCGUGCCAUCAGUUGUCUACACACACCCUGAAGUCGCCUGGGUGGGCCAGACUGAGGAGCAGCUGAAGGCGGAGAAUAUCCCCUACGUUGUCGGCAAGUUCCCCUUCUCCGCGAACAGCCGUGCACGCACCAACAAUGAUAUUGACGGUUUUGUGAAGGCCCUUGGUCACAAGGAGACUGAUCGUCUACUCGGAGUACACAUCAUCGGCUCUGGUGCCGGUGAGAUGAUCAACGAGGCAGCGCUGGCCAUGGAAUACGGUGCCUCGUGCGAGGAUGUUGCACGAGUGUGCCACGCUCAUCCCACGGUAUCCGAGGCUCUUCGUGAGGCCAAUCUCAGUGCUUACUUUGGAAAGCCCAUCAAUAUGUAGUAAUCAGUUUAGAUGUAUGGUUUGAUUGAUUUUGAGCAGCAAAUACUGUAUCUGGACCAAUAAUAACGGCAUAAUGGUUUUCAUAGAAGUUGUAUAUAUGUUUUUGAGGCAUGAAUGUUUACUUUUUAAAUUCAUACUCGUAGGACAUAAUUCAUAAUUCAUAAGACAAUAAUAUUUCUCAUGAAUGCCCGUUUUCAACAAGAAUUGGAACUUUGAGUUCAUCAA
Messenger RNA from Sycon ciliatum, 1800 nucleotides. Its product is annotated as dihydrolipoyl dehydrogenase, mitochondrial-like. Gene Ontology annotation, molecular function: flavin adenine dinucleotide binding; dihydrolipoyl dehydrogenase (NADH) activity. NCBI's taxonomy places the organism in Eukaryota, Metazoa, Porifera, Calcarea, Leucosolenida, Sycettidae. The transcript has a single exon. The coding region runs from base 97 to 1575 and encodes 492 amino acids. Gene Ontology annotation, cellular component: oxoglutarate dehydrogenase complex; mitochondrion. The record is from RefSeq and is a predicted model, not a curated record.